CGCCAUCCUAUAUCCAGGAUGAAACGCCGGAAGAUGAACCAUGACCGGGAAGCACGACGCGACAAUCGAAGGAAAAGCACAAGCAUUGUGGUGGAGGUGGAUGCCGAGGAAUCGGUCCAUGUCAUAGAGAUGGAGGGCAAGUCUCCUGCGAAACUGCUUUCGUCUGUCGACCCUGUCUUGCCGAGGAUCCUGCGCACGACGGAGAAAGACAAAAAGCCUCAUGACGUGUGGAGCCACACACGCAUGAUCGUGCUCUUCGCAUGCGCGGCAGAGGCUAUCACGACAUGCUUUACCCCAGAAUGGGUGCAUGAGCCGACGGGGAUCAACGUCAGUGCGACGUUGUUAAACGUCUUAGGCCCAUUCAUGGAGGGUGUUGCACAGCAUCUCCAGGAGACGACCGCGCAUCCUGAAUGGAAGCGGGCAUGUUACUACUUUCGCUCAGUCUUCUUGGGCGUGUUCACAUCGUACUGUUACAUGGUGGACCACGCCGGGGAUUUGGUCGGGAAGAACCCGUUCAUCGGUCCAUUAUACAUCAUUUCAUCGCUCUGUUACGCCUGUGUGGCAUUUCGCAUGGGCCAGACCUUCAUGCGCCUGUUCUUGGCUAAUAUCUUCCAACCUGACAAGCGACUUCCCAGCUCCAUCGUGGGCUGGGGACUUACUGCGUUCAUCUUGGUUGUGCUUGUAGUGGCGAUCGCUGGCCCCCCCGGUUUUGUUCGAGACCCUAACGACGCACAAUUCCUUGGACCUAUCGCUGUGAACGACGGGUUGGAACUGAUCCUGGGCAUGGCCAUGUCAAUUACAGCCACAUGGCUUGCUUCCUUUGUGUCUGUCGGCAACUACGAUGGCUCGAUCGACUGGGGGACGUGGCGUUGUAACUUGGCGUCAGUGAUCCUCACGGUUUUGGCGUAUGGCGUCCAUUACAUCCUGCCUGGAGUUGCGCACAACGUCGCAGUCAAGAAGUUUGUUUCGUCUUUCUGUGGCUCCCUUUCUGGCUUCUCCGCCACCAUAGCUGCCACCAUGGUACGCCCUGUAAUUCUUUUUGUUUUACUAUUCGAGCACUGCUGGCUUGCAUAGGUGCUGGCGGACCAAGGCAAACGACCUGUCGCGAUGGCAAAUCUCGGCCUCAACAUCGUCACGGCGCUAGCAUUCGUACCAUAUUUACGAGCAUAAGAGGACAUCCUCAUGUUUUGUGCAAUCCGACCUUUCAGC
Molecule: messenger RNA, 1209 nt
Organism: Aphanomyces invadans
Lineage: Eukaryota; Oomycota; Saprolegniomycetes; Saprolegniales; Verrucalvaceae
Exons: 3
Coding region: 19-1074 (351 amino acids)
Source: RefSeq, a predicted model, not a curated record